Messenger RNA from Eurytemora carolleeae, 1621 nucleotides. RefSeq names its product heparan sulfate glucosamine 3-O-sulfotransferase 1. NCBI's taxonomy places the organism in Eukaryota, Metazoa, Arthropoda, Copepoda, Calanoida, Temoridae. Bases 27 to 977 code for a protein of 316 amino acids. Gene Ontology annotation, molecular function: [heparan sulfate]-glucosamine 3-sulfotransferase activity. The record is from RefSeq and is a predicted model, not a curated record. The transcript is spliced from 10 exons.
UUGUAUAGGAUUAGUAUGGAUUAAAAAUGGUUCUACUCCGUGUCUACCACGUGAAGAAAGUUUGGUUAACAGUCCCUUUAUUCCUGAUGAUUAUAUACCUGGAGGGAGAAACAAGAAACCAGCAGAUAAUUCCGUCUAUCAAUCAAUCAAAGAAUUUAACCUUCUCUGCAGCUGAUAUGGUGAUAGAGGAAUCAGAACGUCGUCUUCCGUCCUGUAUAAUUAUAGGUGUUCGUAAAGGGGGAACAAGAGCGCUUCUAGAAAUGCUGUCUUUGCAUCCUCAGAUCCGUGUAGCACAACAAGAAGUUCAUUUCUUCGAUAAUGAAACUAAUUACGGACAAGGAUAUCCCUGGUACCUGAACCAGUUCCCCGCUCUGGGUCCAGAUCAGAUCUGUGUGGAGAAGAGUCCGAGCUACUUCGUAACUCUCAAGGUUCCAGAGAGGAUCAAGGAGAUGAACCCUCGGAUGAAACUGAUUCUUAUAGUCCGAGAUCCUGUUACAAGACUUAUAUCAGACUUCACACAGAUAACACACAAUAGAAUAGAUAAGGGGUUGCAGAUUAGAGAUUUUGACUCCACGAUGGUUCGAGAGGACGGAUCUUUAGCUCUGGAUACCUACGGAGUAGAUACAGGAGUUUACUCAACCCAUCUUCUAAACUGGUUCAAACACUUUCCUAGAGAACAGGUUUAUAUUGCUAAUGGAGACAAGUUAAUCCGAACCCCGUGGCAGGAGAUGAAUAAGAUCGAAAACUUCCUCAAUCUUCAACACUCAAUCUCUAGAUCUCAGUUCUUCUUUAACACUACUAAGGGUUUCCACUGUUUGGUUGUUGAUGGACAAACUAGGUGCCUGGCUAAGAGUAAAGGAAGACCACAUGUAAAUGUUAGUAAAGAUACGAUUGUAAAACUAAGAAGAUUCUACAAACCUCAUAAUUACAGAUUCUAUGGUUUAGUUGGGAAAGAUUUCGGAUGGCCGGAAGAAUAAAAACUUAAAGAACUUCAAUUUUGAUAUAAAACUCAAUCAAGUGAAAGAAUGUGGUAUCAAGGUAUCUGGAGAGAGAGCUAAACCAGGAAACGGGAUCGAAUCUAAUCCUUGAAAACUCUGCACUAAAAUCUGUAUUUUUUCUGUCCUUUGUCCGCUUUGACAAAACGCCUGUGAUUACAUAUCAUUAACUUAAUACCUACAUUUUUCAAUUUUAAACCAGGGUUAACCUUUAGCAUAUAUUUUUUUCAGAAACUUUUUGUUUACAAAAAUAUAUUUUACGGGUUUACUCUGGAACAUACAUUUUCUAUACUUUCUGUAAGGCGGAUUUUGCCGUCAGAAUAUUUUAAUGUCGUCUUUUCAGAUUAAAACUUCUAAGUCUUCUCUUUCAGGUUUUCAAGUGUUUUAUUAGAAUAUGAAUAUAUAUGCUUUCCUCUUUUUAGAUUCUAAACUCUAUUCAUGAUAUUAAAUUUAUGCAUUUUUAUCCUCACUUUUGUCAUUCAAACUUGAAAUUGGAAUUUUGCAGGGCAAAACUGGCCAUUUUCUACACAAAAAUAUUUAGCAGGGCACACAAAUAUGUUCACUAAUAAUUCAAAAUUCUAACUUAAAUUAAAAAAUGUUUUAGAAGUUGAUACUCUAAUAGAAAA